CUACCAUUACAUCUGCCUUUUUUUGCACUAUUUGUAUUGUUAUUUGUAUCGUUGCUGUAUAUUUUAUAUGUUUAAAUUUUAGUAAUUUUUUGUAUUUUAGUUUUAGUAUUAGGAAAUGUCUGUCCAUCUGUUGUGCCUGUGCACUUUAACUGUUUUCACCGCAGGCGAAUGAGAAACGUCCUCUCGAUUCUUUGUAUGUCUGGUACAUGUGAAGAAUUGACAAUAAAGCUGACUUUGACUUUGACUUUGACGUAUUCAUCAAAGCCAUUCAAAGACAAAGCUCAGAACCCAAUCAAAGAUAAAUCCAUAUCCAUCCAUCUACUACUGCUUUAUCAUCCACAUGAAAGUCCUUUGUAAUUCUCUCUCUUUAUUUCUCACUGACACUUAAAAGGCAGAAACAAGGCACAUUUUUGUGCCACGACCAUGAGUUGGGCUCUCCUGACCCGUCUGCUGGAGGAAAGCCAGAACCACUCCACAUUUGUGGGCAAGCUCUGGCUAACUGUGCUCAUCGUGUUCCGCAUUGUGCUGACAGUAGUAGGAGGAGAGUCUAUCUACUAUGAUGAGCAGAGCAAGUUUCUCUGCAACACACUACAGCCGGGCUGUGACAACAUGUGCUAUGACGCCUUUGCUCCACUCUCGCAUGUCCGCUUCUGGGUCUUCCAAAUUGUCCUGAUAACCACACCUUUACUCGUUUACCUGGGAUAUGCUGUCAACAAGAUUGCGCGUAUGGAAAAACAGGCAGACGGCAGAGAUGUGAGGAAACCCAAGAAGCACCACUGCCUUUGCUCAAGAAAGCAGCAUCGGGGAUUUGAAGAGGCUGAGAAUGACCAUGGGGAAGAACAAGUGAUCAAUGAAGUGGUCGAGCUGCUGACUGAUGGUGCUGGACCAGCAAAAGGAGACGGCGGUGACGGUCAAACAAAUGUUAGGACACGGCAUGAUGGGCACCGGUACAUCAAAAAAGACGGACUGAUGUGCAUUUAUGUGUUUCAGCUCUUGGUCCGCACUCUGCUGGAGGCUGCGUUCCUGUGGGGACAGUAUUACCUGUAUGGAUUUUCAGUACCGCACACCUUUUUGUGCUCAGUCGAUCCCUGCCCUCACACCGUGUCCUGCUACGUGUCUCGCCCCUCUGAGAAAACCAUCUUUCUGCUCAUCAUGUAUGCCGUCUCUGUCCUCUGUCUGUUACUCAAUAUACUGGAGAUGAUUCACUUGGGAGUCAGAGCUGUCUGUGACAUCGUCAGCUGCUGCUGCUGCUGCGUGAAGACCCUUGAUGAAGAAGGCAGUUUGACACAGGCUGAGUUGACUAGUGAGGAUCCCAACAGAUGCUCUAGUUUCCACAAUAUAUCAUCUUCAUAUCGGGACGAUAUCAAGCCCUGUGUGGUUUUUACAAGAAACUAUGACAAAUGACAAGUGUCCAUCACGGAUCUGGCUAAAACAAAAAUGACCUGCAGACAGAACCACAUGAACAUAGUCCAAGGGGAGAGACAGCAGCACAACAUACACACUGACAACCUGGCCGGAGCAGGAUUGGAAUGUGACCCGGAAAGUGUUAAGAAUGAUUUAAGUCAGAGCAAGAAGAAGCCGCGGGCUGACACACAGGUCUACUGUGAAUGGCAGGGCCUCAGUAACAAGCACAGCAGGGCUCACAGAGAAGGUAAACACCAGCGAGUCAACGGACAUGCCUCCAGCAAAGCAGAUGCAGACAGCAGUCACUGCAGCAUAGAGUGGGUGUGAAGUACAGAGAUUUGAAUUACUAUUAAAACUAACACAAAAAAAAACACCUAAAAAAAAGAACCUCAAACUGUGAUUAAGAACUUCGAACUGUGGAGGGCAGCGUUUCACCUCUUAGUGUACAGACAACCAGAAACUAUCAUGCAACCCAAGUGUCCUUCUAAUGUACAAUAAAUCUUUAGUGGCACUUUUUGCACGUGUGUGUGUGCAAAAGUGUUAAUUAAGCCAACUUUGUAUGGCCUUAGUUUAACAAGCGGCAGCUUGUGUACAGUUUUCUGGAUAAAAGCGUGUAUGUGUAAGUAGACUAUUGACUUCUAAAGCAAACUCAGCAUCUCGGUGUCUCAGAGCAGAGAGUGAAGCUGAAUUUUACACAAUUUAAAACCUCAUUUCCAAACACUUUUGGUAAGGUGGUCACUAACACACUUCUUUCCACUUCACUGGAAUUUAAAGUGUUGUUGGUGUUUUUUUAAACAAAGAGCUACUGCACACUGACGUCUGCAUCACUAAUGUUUCUGUUCUACACAAUGUGAACUAAGAGAAGCCUGGUGGACGUGACUUGAACUCAUUAAACAGGGUUGACCGUGAUAUUUGCACCAGAGACUGGAGGAGACGGUCAAGAGUCACAAAGACAUACCAAAUUGUGUUUUCAGGAAAGGGAUGUAAAUACUGGAAUAGGCAGGAAUACUGUACAUUAAUGACACUUGUGAGACUCAAGAUAAACAACAGCUGACAACCCAGACUGUGAUCACUUUAUAUGAACAUUUUAAUUAAUAAUUAUUAUUUGUUUUUAAAUAAGUUUUUUUCAACUUUUAUUUUACCUUCUAUGCCCCACAAGAGAAAGUGUGUUAUAAUAUAAAGGAGAAAGGCCACUGGUCAGGCUUCAUAACACUGCUACAGCUUCGACUGAUUUAUGACGGUAUUUUUAAUGGUUUAUUUCUAUUUCAAGUUUAAACAGUGUUUAAACUGUAUCUGCAUGUCCCCCUGAAAACAAAGACACUCCUGUCUCUCCGGGCUUCCUUUGUUCCUCCCUCCUCUGCCUCUCUGCCUUUGCCACAAUAGCAACAAGUCACUCUGUUUAAAGGGACGCAUUAAUGAGACUGCUCACUGCCUCUUCCCUGCAAUCACCACCCCCAUCUCCAGAGGGAGAGCUGUUUCAGCGCUUUACAAACUGUUGCACAUUCCACGUCAGGCAACUUAUCUUCCAUUAAACUGCAAAGGUCACAUACAUCGCACCAUGCAAGUUCCUUCCACUCCUGUGCUGACACUGCUCCCACAGUACUGCCCUCUAGUGAGGAGGAUCUGAAAUGAAGUCACUUAGAAAUUGUAUUUCUGUUGUAAAUGUGAAAACACCCCAAUGUCCACUAGUCUGUCUAAUAAAUGGGUCACUUGUUUUUAUGAAUUAUUUUUGAUGAACUGGAAAGAACAAAAACCAAAUCACUUCAGUUUCAAUAACUGGCAGAAAGACUUAGGUAGCCAUGAAAGUAAGUGAUGAAUAUGAGUAUGAAUAUCAAUAAACUGUAUUAUCGCUUGUCUGUGCGUCAUGUGUUUUGAUUUGUCUGUACAUGAUGCUGUGCUCUAUUGUCUUAUGUCUUAUGAUGUUGUUUACUCAUAAUAUAUGUCUGAGUUUGGCCCCUCACCUCAUCGACUUUUCAAAUAUCCUGGCUCCUUGACCUUCUGAUCAAUCUCAUUGUAAACUGUUUUACUUAUAUCACAUGACGUGCUCAUUUCAAACAUGUUCACAAUUUAUCAUUAAAAUUUUUUUUUAUACAAGCAAAGAUAAACUGUAGCACUGAAAAGUGUUAUUGGGUAUCUGUGCUACUGCUGAUCUACUUAAACAGACAGAAGGGCAAACCAAAUAAACACAUUUAGAAUAAAAAUAAAUGUUGGUUUCCUAACAGAAAAGGAUUUGCCCCAUGACCCGUUGAGUUGGUUGAAUUGAUUUGUUUCUAUAUGGGUGAUUUUGUUGAUUUACUAUGUAAUGAUAUUCUUCUGUGAGCUAGAAGAGUUGGGAAAGCAAUUAUGUUUAUGUUUGUUUUCUGUCUGUGACCCCAAAUAACCUAAUCUUGAUAAUAUUUUGAAAAUCAUUGACAUCAUGACAGGACAUGAUCAGGAACACAUGGGGUGAGUUGUCAGGGGCUCUGUCACACCUUUCACAUCUAUUUUUAGAGUCGAUUAUAGAUAAUCUUACUAAGAAUGAGCAUGAUGUGAAACUGAAUUAUACUCAGCAUGUGAGGUUCUGUUAUUGUCCUCUUCCUCCUUUAACUCAUUUGCCCUGAUCUUUGAUAGGGUCACAUUCUUACCAGAGGAGAUAAAGUCAUAGAUGAUUAAAAUCUUCCUUUUGAGGUUAAAAGAUAUCUCCUCUUAUCUUUCUGAUAAGAGUCGAAAUGGGGAAGGUUUCAUUUCUGUGAUAAAUUGAUACGAUUUGCAAACACACAGUUUAUGUUCAUGUCUAUACAUUUGACCACACCUUGCUUUUAGCAAAAUAUUGAAUAUCGGCUCUAAUCUGGCUGGAGGAAAAGGGGAUGAUUGCGUACAGGGUCGAUGGUUAGACAACCUUUGAAUCAGAAAUGUGAGACAGUGUCUGUUUGUUUGUCUG
Solea solea (common sole) is the source of this 4324-nucleotide messenger RNA. RefSeq names its product gap junction gamma-1 protein-like. Gene Ontology annotation, cellular component: connexin complex. Lineage: Eukaryota; Metazoa; Chordata; Actinopteri; Pleuronectiformes; Soleidae. Gene Ontology annotation, biological process: cell communication. The record is from RefSeq and is a predicted model, not a curated record.